Messenger RNA from Caenorhabditis bovis, 390 nucleotides. The record is from the annotation of a GenBank genome assembly. Lineage: Eukaryota; Metazoa; Nematoda; Chromadorea; Rhabditida; Rhabditidae.
AUGUCGCGUUUCUUUGUUUUCGCUUUCUUGUGUCUAUUAUGGAACGUGUCCGGCGGACCAUGCCGAAUGUCACCGUUGGCCACAUUUUUGACCGACGACCAACAGAAAACUCUUCACAAUAUAAUUGUGUUGGCUCGGAAUGCUGGGGUUAGCGAGGAUAUGGUCAAAGAAUCGAUGGAUGAAUAUCUUGCUGAAAUUCUGUCGCCAGAGAAACUCGUUGAGCUCAAAGCGGCUCAUGAUGAGUUCGAGCGACAACGACGCGGAAAACGAGAAGCGUCCGAGUUUGAAAAGCCGGAACCGAAGAAGGUGUUUGAUAUCAUUGAUCAGUUCACAAGCGAUUAUCAAAAAUUCUACGAGGAGCCAAUUGUGAAUCGAAAACGCAAUUUCUAG